Messenger RNA from Larimichthys crocea (large yellow croaker), 1043 nucleotides. RefSeq names its product ladderlectin-like. NCBI's taxonomy places the organism in Eukaryota, Metazoa, Chordata, Actinopteri, Sciaenidae. The record is from RefSeq and is a predicted model, not a curated record. The transcript has 9 exons. Bases 143 to 727 code for a protein of 194 amino acids.
GUGGUUCAGGUGUGUGUAUAUAAAGAGCAGGACAGCCUCCUCAUCAUCACUGCAUCACUCACCUGAUACCUGAACAUCAGCUCACAUUUACCUGACAGACAUUCAGACUUGAUCUUCCUUCAUCCUCCUCAUCAUCUUCAUCAUGAAGGCUCUCCUGCUCCUCUCUGUUUUGCUCAGCAGCGUUCUUGCUAUCACAGCUGCAGCAGUGGAAGCUGUUGAAGCUGCACCACAGGAGCUGCACGAGGACAACCAGUUGGGACAAAAUGAAGUUGGAGUUUUUGUUCAUGAAGAGGAAGAGCCUGACAUGUUAUCUGCUGGAGAGGUGGCUUCAUCAGCUCAAGGUCGUUUCUUCACAUGUCCCUCUGGUUGGGUGAGAUACAAGAGCGGCUGCUAUCUGUACGUGAGCUCCGGCAGAUCCUGGAGCAGUGCUGCGGCCUACUGUGCCAGUCUGGGAGCCUCCUUGGCUUCUGUCCAUGAUGUGUUUGAUUACACUUUCCUCCAGGAUCUUACCAAGAGAGCAGGAAGCUCCUACGCCUGGAUGGGAGGAUUCUACUUUCAGGGCUGGAGGUGGGUGGAUCAGAGCUCCUUCAGCUACAGCUACUGGAGCUCACAGUCCUCUGCCAGCAGCUAUCCGUGCAUCUACCUUAAUGCCAGAGCGGGCUGGUCCAAUCAUGGCUGCAGUACUACAUGGCCAUCCAUCUGCAUGAGGAGAGCUGAUAGCUGCUAAACCUGACACCAGGAUACAGCUGUGUGUACUGAUCUUAAUCAUAAUCAUGUGAAUGUGAUGGAGGACAUUUUGGAUAAGUGUUAGCAUUCAAAUCUUUUUUUUUAAAUUUUAGGUAAAAGAAUGGGACUCUUCUCUCAUGAAAGCUACAGACUUGUUGAUGACUUCAUGCUGUACAUAUGAAACUAAAUGCUUCUUGCUUGUUGAUACAAAAUCAUAUUUGUAAAGAGGCCACAGUGAUGAUUUCUUUUUUUUACUUUGGAAUACAUGUUUUACAGAAAUAAGAAUUGUAUUAGAAAGUGAAACACAGAAAAUAAAU